AAGAAUCAAAGCAACACUCAAUGUAUGUUUUGAUGAGUGAAUAAUUUUACAACAUGAUAGAAAGUUUUAAAAAAGAAAAGUCGGUUUUACAGGACACUGCCUCUUUAAGUCGUGUAAUCAUUGUGUGAAAAAUUUCCACAUUGUGGCUACAACUUCCCCAGAUAGUAUUUCACAAGUAUGCGUCUAAUCAUUUUUAACAUUUUUAAUUUGGAUUAAUCAUAACGUUUUUCAAACUGUUCUAUUUUCCCCCUCACAUUUUUACGUUUUCAGUUUCAAUUCACUAAUUAUAAUAAUUAGAACACGUCUUUUGUUACUUCCUCUCAUUCAUGUUAUUCCAGUGUUUUUUUGACUGCCUACCUGCAGUCUACAGGCUUCUCUACAUUUUGUCUUGAUAAAUGAUAUAAUUUCUUUGUAUUUCCUCAGGAUAUAUUUGUCUAAAGCAAAGCAGCAGUAGUGGUAGGAAGUUGCAGCUAUUAUAUUCUCCUUUCAUUCUCCACGGAUCUACUUGCCUGAGCACUCUCUGUUGCUUCUGCAAUUCUAAGAACCCUAAUGUCAAUCCUCUGUGGGCCAAACCUGGGGAAGGACUGAAACAAAAGCAGGCUUCUCAGAGCUUUUACAGUUUCUCAGAAACCAGACCCGCCUAAGCAAACAUCAUGUACCUGCAGUACAGGUGGUGACUCAUGUUUCACCUUUGGAGGUGGUGAUGCUGGAUGCAUGUUACUAUCAUCAUUGUCAUAAACAUAUUACAGUAGUUUUGUUGCAAUAAAGCUGCAAAUGUAAAACAAUUUAAACUUUACUACUGUAAGGUUACAAUAAUAAGAUUAGUACUUCCUGCUAUAAAAACUUUGAAAAGAGGACAUUAUUAACAGUUUAUUAGCCACUUACAGCUGAUCUAAAGCUUUUUUAAAGCUCACUUUGGUGCCAAAAUUUGGGUGAAAUUACCAACUUGAACUUGAGCGGACUUUAGGUAAAGGCUAUGCUAAUGCUAAAUUUAGCUAACAUCUGACUAAAGCUAAGCUAAUCUUUAUGUAAAAUGUUUUUGCUGUUUUUGUUUUGCUACAUAAAUAUUACUGUAUAUAUUUACUGUUUAUGGUUAAAAUGACUGAAACUCACUGGGUUUAAUUGAAACAAAGCUUAGCCUGAUCUGCAUGUAAUUAGUUCAACCUGUUUCAUGUGUAGCACAAAAACCUUUUAGCUUCAAAAUUUGCUUAAAAUGAGUUUGCUGAAAUUUGGUGAAAGCUAACCUAAGGCUACAUUUAGCUAAAGUUGUGACUUAAGCUAGGCUAAAUGUUAAACUUUAUAGAAAAUAUCUUUGUUUCCUGUUUUGUUUUGCUAUACUGUUCCUCUACUGUAUAUUCUUACUGUGUACAGUUAAAAUAAUAAAGCUAAGCUAAAGUUAAAGCUAGACUGAAAUUAAUGAAAGGUUUAGCUUGACCUGCCUGUUUUAGUAUUAUUUUGUACAAUACACUAAUUUUUGGAAGAUCUUUGUUACCAAAAUCUGGUUAAAAUGACAAAUUCAAGCUUGAGCUGAAAUACUUUUUCAUAAUAGUUUCCUCUGAAUCCGUCUAGCUGUGACAGAAAAUAUGGCCCUGCCAGGUUGGACUUGGCUGUUUCUGCUGUGACUGAAAAUAAAACUAGAAAGCUGUAAUAUUUCCAUAAAAAUGUGUUUUCUCUUAGAAGAGGGAAGAUUAUGGAGACGAUUAUAGGCUUUGAAAUGGAUCAACUGCAGGUAGGUUUCAGAAAUGUGAGGCAGAAUAUAGAAACAAGCACAUAAUUCAGUCAAAAUGAACAUGUAGGCGUGUAUUUACUGCGGUUACACCUUGGAUAAAAUAUAACCAAGAAAGUCAAACAUUAGGCUACAAAGGGAAAUAGAAUAAAAAAACCUUCCCAAAACCAGAACCGACUUGAAGAAAAAAAAAGGGAAACUAAAGCUUCUGCAGUAAAAUUUGUAUAGAUUACACUGGUUACACAUUACACCUGUUGCCAGUACAUUUUAUUAUUCAUUUUGAAAUCCUUUUAUUUGUCUUUAAAGCUCUUAAUAGCCUCGCCCCUCCCUUUCUGUCUGAGCUGUUACAUUCGUACACACCGUCCCGUUCCCUCAGGUCAGCUGAUCAGCUGCUUCUGAAGGCGCCAAAGACAAAGUGCAGCUCAGAGGGAACCGGGCUUUUCUGUGGCAGCUCCCAAGCUAUGCAAUAAUUUCCCUCCUGGGUUGAAUAAAGUAAUUCUAUUCAAAAAGAAAGUUGCUAUGGUAUGAUACACCAAAGCCACAGAUGCUAUCAGACAAACUGAAGCAGCAGGUCAGAGACUUGCGUCUGCUGCACGGCUCCUGCAGCAGAGCCAGCAGACUCUGCCCUCCCAUCAGGGCUGCAGUCCAAAGGCUGAACCUUAUCGUGUUGGAGGCCUUGAUAAAAAUCAUAAAUCUUCAAAACUCCAGUUUGUGUUUUUCUUUUCAUCAAAUGCCUUACAGUUCUGGACCUGUUCAGGGUAAAACCGGCUCCUCCGAGUCAGACGAAACCCAAACAUCUGAGGACUCGGAUGUCAUUAGCGCCGGCAUCAACACAUACAAUUUUAAAUGUUAUUCUCAGCAUGACACACUGCUUACAAACGCAAGUUAUUGUAAAAUGACAAAAAAAGGAACAGGAACUUCCUCAAAUUUCAACAUUGUUCUUUGACUUUUACAAAUUCUUACAAAACCGACUGCAGAAAUGAUGAAAAGGUGCAAAAAACAUGACUGUACUGUACAAACUGAAUGACUUUACAGAACUUGUGGUGAAGACACUUCCCAAGACAAAACAGGAACGUUUGUAUUAAAAUACACAUUUGCAUUAAUUUAAAAAAGAAUAUUUCUGGGGAUUUACAGACAAUGAGUCUGACAAAUCAGCAGCAAAACCAUCAUGUCUUGCUCUACCCGCCACAAACGGCAGAGCAACACGCCUGGCACAAAGGAGCGCCGCCUCAUAUAUGGGAGGUGUUACUAGGGGCUCCUGAGUAUUUCAGAGGAGGUGGAGCAAACAAAGGUGCGGCUGCAGACCUGUAGGUUUGACCAGAGACCUGUUACCUGAAGAGCAGAGCUACAGGGAAAGUAUCUUUGACAUUUCUCCUUUUUCUCUUGGCUUAUCAAACCUCUGGUGCCUCAUAAUGAGCAGGUGAGCCUCACACAUGGGUGAAACAGAAUGCAGAAGCAGAGGCAUACAUUUUUUAACGGAGCAACACUUCCCUCUGCAAAUGGACUCAAACUGACACCCAAAUUAAAAGUCUGGGCAGCGCAUCGGAGCGCUGCUCGGCUACGGCUGGACAAAGCCAGAAAAUGGAGAAUGGCGUCAGACCAGCAGAAAACAGGAGAUGUUUUGGCUUCUCACGGCGCCACAGCCUUUUCUUACUUCUGGUUCUCGCAGUUGUGCUUUUUGUCUACUGCACCAACAUCCGGGACAAGGGGCACGAGUGGAACCCCAAAGAGUGGAUGAACAGUCAUUCAAUGAAACUACUCACUGUGUUCACAAAACAAAGCACCGUCUCCAAAAACACAGGAUUUACAGAUGCAAACACCACUGCUGAACUUCCUGAAACUACGAGUGUCGCCACAACGCAGGAGCCAGCGACUCAACGGCAGAGGACAGUUUCAUCACGGGUCACCAAGAAGACGCUAGAAACCCAGACUGCCCAACGGACAGCGGCUCCUUAUGUGUCUCCUGGACCGUACUUGGUGGAGUACCCCUAUGAGUACCACUUUACUAUCAAUGAGGAACUGAAAUGUAAGCAGGAGAAGCCGUUUGUGGUUCUGAUCGUACAAGUGGCGCCACGCAACCGAGCUCAUCGCGACAUCAUCCGUAACAGCUGGGGAAGCGAGAAGCUGGCUAACAACCAAGUGGUGGCGCUGUUCUUCCUGCUGGGGAUGCAGACUGGAGACGAUGCAGAGCAGGUCCACCGGCAGCUGCUGCAGGAGAGCAAAGAGCAUCAGGACCUGAUCCAGGGAGACUUUGUGGACUGCUACAAGAACCUGACCAUAAAGACCAUGGUGAUGCUGGAGUGGCUGAACUCCUACUGCUCCAGCGCCGCUUACGCCAUGAAAAUCGAUUCUGACAUGUUUCUAAAUGUUCCCAAUCUGGUCAACUUGCUCCUCAAAGCUCCAAGGACAAACUACAUGACCGGCCUGGUGGCACAUGGAGCAGCUGUCUUGAGGGAUCCCAAGUCCAAAUGGUACUUACCUCGUGAAAUUUUGAGCGAAGAUGUUUACCCUUUCUAUGCUUUGGGUCUGGGCUACAUUUUGUCUUUGGAUCUCACCAAAAAGCUCAUUGAGGCUUCCAGACACAUUAAACCUCUUUACAUUGAAGAUGUAUAUUUGGGCUUAUGUAUGAGACACCUGGGUAUCCGUCCAACAGAACCUCCGAGUUACUCCUUCCACGUUUUUCCUGUGAGAUACAGUCGCUGUGAAUACUCCAAGAUUAUCGCAACCACAACUCUUCAAAAUAUGGACCGUGUUUGGAUUUGGAGAGACUUUAAGAAACCGGGUCGGUACUGUUGAUCGGUAAAAAAGGUAGCAAAUUAAAACAAAGGAACACUUUGUGUUUACAUGUUAUAUUAGAAAACGUAUUUGUGUCAAAAAUGUAAUUCAGGAUGAGGUUUUCCUGCCUAAAAUAAACCGUUUUCACAAACAGUUUAAUCAAGUAAAUAUUUGAUGAAAUGUUUACUUUAGUAUUUAGUUUGAUUAUAAGAUCUGAUAUAAUUUGUUAAAAAAAAAGAUGUAAUUAGACAAAAAACCAGGCACACAUUCUGAUAUAUACAAGUAUUGCAAAAUACUGGAUUUAUGCAGAAAAUUGACAUUUUUCAACAUCUUAUUUUUCUUAAUAUUUUUUAUAAACAUAAAGUUUUUGUAUCUAAUAAUGACAGGAGGUAAUAUUUAUGUUUAAGCGUUGCAAAGUGACGAUAUGUUAACUGCAAAGGGCAAGUCAGGAUCAGCAGAUAGAAAAUGACAGAACAACAAAGCGGGGGUUUCCAGAGAAAUACCGAAUCACCUGGGUUGGUUCUGGUUCUGCCAGACUCUUCUUUUAACCUGUCUGAGUAUCAUCACUGAAAAAUCGACACAAACCUUUUUAAUUUCAAUUCAGUUUUGUUUGGGGUUUUUUUUGCUUUGUCUACAAAUUAAUUUACAGGAUCAUGGUUGUAAUUUUUGUUUGCCAGGCAGUGAUAAACAUCCUGGGGAAACUUUAAUAAAAACAGCCACAUUUUUUAAAACACCUGGCAGACUGGAAGGAAUUAAUUUAGAACAUUUUUAAUUAUAAAAGACACGCUGGUGAUGUAAUGUGCCAAAAUAUGUGUAGGUUUUGGAAUAUAUUUUUAAAUAUUGUGGGUAUUUCUUGUGAAAGUCAGCCGUUUUUCAGCUCAGGUUUGAUUCCAGCUGCACGUUUAUUAAUGUGAAUUUAGGCACAAAAACAAUUUGCACCUACUGCAAUGUUGACUAGGAAAUAUUUUAUAUAUUGAGAUGUUUUAUAGUUUAAUGUUUUCAUCCACUUGUUUUAUUUAGUUUCUGUUGGUAAAAUUAAAACAUGAUAUAAGAAAAGAGUUGAAUUUCUUGCAGGUUUUUGUUUUAAAAGAAGCUCAGGUAACCUUUAGGUUUAUAUCAAAAUGUGAUGGAAAAUAGUUUAUCUUAAUUUUCUUUUGCUUUUUCCUCCCUAAUAAGCAUUGCAUUUGGUUUUGUUUGGGAUCUUUUAGUCUUUACAUUUAAUUUACAACGGUGGAAGUCAAAGACCAGUGAAAAACUUGUGUGAAUAAAGAUUAUCUUUAUUCACAAGAACCUCAGUCUCUGCGUUUUCCUGAGUCUCUGAAAAUGAGUUUUGGUUUGAAUAAAAAAUCCAGAAGCAGUUGUGUUUAAUUUGUAGUUUUUAUGGUUUUAGAUAACUAAACUUGAGAUUCCAUGUUAGAUUCCUGGAAACUUUAAACAGGGUUUGGAAACUAAAUCUGCAUAUUUUUGGUCUAAAUAUGUUAUUAUGGCUAAUUUCUGUUAGCAGAGAAUUUAAAAAAUCAUGUCGGCAGGUUUUCUAAAUUAUAAAAUUAUAAACCUUCUGAAAUCCUUUAAUUCUGUUUCUACUUUUAAUUUUGGAAUUUCAUCCAAAGUCGACCCAAAGAACAGAGGAAGUGAAGCAAACUGAAUGGUUUUACAGACGUUGCAACAGAGACACUUGGAAGCUCCCAGUGCAGCAUGGUUAACGUUUCCACUCUGAACUGGUGUGGUUCUGACUUGGUGAGCGUCAGGACCGGCAGGUCCGGUGGGAGGAGGCGUCCCUGAGGACCUCCGGAAUAUUAAAAGCAGAAGUUGGGUCAAACCUGUAGGAUGUCUGCAGUCCUGAAUAAACGCAGAGCCACGGCUACCUGGCCUCAGGAAAAUGCAGGACGAUGUCAGACGGGCUUUUGCUCCGAGAUAAUCGCCACCUCAACUCCGGGAAAUACGGGCCUUUGAAGAGACUUUAAAAAUCCUGGUAGGUUAGAAAAAAUGUAAUAAAACAAAACCAAAGACUGUUUCUUGGGCAAAAAGACUCAGAAUAUUAAUUAAUUUGAGUGUGAAGUGAACUUAAAAUGAAUUAAAAACAGUUUGACCACACUGGAUUUUACUGGUAAAUCAAAAUUUACGCUGGUAAUUUUAUGCUAUAAAUGUGUAACAGGGUUUUAUUUUAAAGUUAUUACAGAUGUGAAGUUUGUUAAAAUGGAUUUAUUUAUUCUUUGAAUUCCUUGUGUUAGGUCUCCUGAUAUUUAUCGGCGUUUUGUUACGCUGCCUCUAGGCAGUUAGUGGUUACCAUAGCAACCGGUAACCGACAGCUCCGCCCCCUUUUCCUUUGCCAUCAGUAACUAUGGUCUGUGUCAGGAUCAGCUGUUUUAUUCACAAAUAUUAUAUUUUGUCUGACAAAUUCCGAUGAGUCCAGGGUUUCAUGUGUAAAUUUGCCAUGUUUUGUUUGUUUUUCACUGUUAACAUUAUUAAUGUUGUGCAUUUUAUGUGGUUAAUUUUAUAACUGUUAACUUCUGUCAACUCUUCAUUGGGAACCAUUGCUGUUUAUGGUUAUUUUUUGUAUUUUAUUUAAUGUAUAGGGCAGCGGUUCCCAAAGUGAGGGGCGCGCCCCCUAGUGGGGGCGCAGUGCCAUUGCAGGGCGGGGGGUGCGGUAAGCGGUAUGGAUGAAA
Xiphophorus couchianus (Monterrey platyfish) is the source of this 7167-nucleotide messenger RNA. RefSeq names its product beta-1,3-galactosyltransferase 1-like. NCBI's taxonomy places the organism in Eukaryota, Metazoa, Chordata, Actinopteri, Cyprinodontiformes, Poeciliidae. The transcript is spliced from 3 exons. Gene Ontology annotation, molecular function: N-acetyl-beta-D-glucosaminide beta-(1,3)-galactosyltransferase activity. Bases 3308 to 4522 code for a protein of 404 amino acids. Gene Ontology annotation, biological process: protein O-linked glycosylation. Gene Ontology annotation, cellular component: Golgi membrane. The record is from RefSeq and is a predicted model, not a curated record.